Aspergillus campestris IBT 28561 is the source of this 4521-nucleotide messenger RNA. RefSeq lists its product as uncharacterized. Lineage: Eukaryota; Fungi; Ascomycota; Eurotiomycetes; Eurotiales; Aspergillaceae. The record is from RefSeq and is a predicted model, not a curated record. The coding region runs from base 5 to 4330 and encodes 1441 amino acids. The transcript is spliced from 2 exons. Gene Ontology annotation, biological process: mitotic cell cycle.
CACAAUGGCUCGAGCGGCCGUGAUUCCGAAGUCGCCGCCUAAGCGCGCGACGCGCACGGCGGCCCAACGAAAGAUGACAGCGACAUCAACAACGGCAGCAGCUGCUGCCAAGGCAGCACCGAAGACCACGAAAGCGAAGACUACAACGACGACGGCCACGGACGCGAAGAAACGGGGUACGCGCGCUGCGCCGAGGACAGCUGCGCGGGUGACGCAGCCCGAGUCGGACGAUAAUACCGAUGAUGAGAUUGGCGUUAUUGAGACGAAACCGGCUAAAACGCGAGGCAGGCCGGCUGCUACGACGCGGGGAAAGAAGAUUGCCACGCCGCCGCCGCCACCUGCGCCGACUGAGAUGGAGGAUGAGGAUAGUGAGGAGGAUGAGCUGGCGCAGGUGGACGAGCCGAAGAAGCGGCCUGGUCGGCCUCGGGUUGCUAAGGGUCAGGAGACGAAGCCUGCUGCGGCUCCUAAGACGCGCGGUCGUCCCAAGGGGAGCACCGCGACGAAAGCUACUAGGAGAACCGCCCCGCCGCCCGUCGACGAUGUUUCUAGUCAGGGGGCUCCGAGGGAGGUGUUCAUCAACUCCAGCGUCAUGAGAUCGAAUAUCCUGCGUGGACCGGCGAAGAAGAAAACGGUUACGUUCCAAGUAUCAGACUCGGAGAAUGAGGAGAGCGAGCCGGAGCCUCCUGUUCGUAGCCGGCGUGGAAGAGCGCCCGGCCUGGCUGCCAAACCCGCUCGCAAGCCUGCCGGCAGGCCUGCUGCCACGCCCGCUCGAGGCCGGAAACCCGCGGCGGCUAAGAAGGGCGCGGCCAAGCCUCUGUCGCCCAAGAAGGCGACCCAGGUCGCGAAGUCGCUGUCUUCGUAUGCGAGCUCGGAUGGCGAAGACGACGAGUUGAGCGGCGCCAAGGAUCAAUAUCAUCUUGUUGUGCGCUCCCCUGAGAAACAGGGGUCAGGAACCACCGGCCUCAGUUCCCCAGUCAAGCGCAUCAACUUCGCGCCUAGCCCGCCAAAGCAUGUCGAUGAGAACGGCGAACCGAACCUCAAGCCUCCGAAGUCUAUGGACUUUAGCCAGUCACCGUUUAUGUCUAGCCCCGCCCGUCGUCCACCCCCUUCACCAUUCAACUACACGUUUAGGGAAACGCCCAAGAAAGGAGGAUUCUCCAUCGGAAGUGCCGCAAAGCCACUGGACCAGCCAGAGUUAACCGCGACCAUUGCAUCGCCGCUGAAAUUCUCCCCCAAGAAAGCCAACAUCGAAACCCCCCGACGCGGAAACCUCUUCGGCGGCCAUCAGCAGCCCAUCUCCCAACCCAACUUCACGCCCGGCCAUGACUCGCCGCUCAAGUCGUCUCCAAAGAAGGGAAACCUCGCCGCUUCGUUCUCGUCUUCGCAGCAUAAUACACUAGAGACGAUGUCUACCCCGCUGAGGAGGAGUCUUUUCCAGAGCCCGGCUAAGAAGUUUUCGUCGCCGAGGAAGAGCUUCAUGUCGCCGCGGAAGUUGCCUACGGUGGAGUAUGAGGAGUCAGAGGAUGAGCUGAGUGCGGAUCCUCGUGUGGAUCUCCCGUCUAAGCCUGCGGAGUCGCCUUUGCGGAUUGAGGAGGCUGGUGACGAGGAGGUCGAUGACGAGGAGGCCGAGACUGAUAUCGAGGAAGCUGGAAUCGUUGCACAGGAGGAUACCCAACCAGACGACGAGACUGACGAUGCACAAGCGACUUCUGAGCAUCAAAUGCCAGCAGAUCCAGAGCCUGAAGUACACUUGGAUGCUGUGGACGAAACUGCGAAAUUUUACGACUCCGAAGGGACAGAAGACGACGGCCAGAUGUCGGAAGACGAGGCGAUCGAUGGUCCGAGUGAUACGAUCGUUCAUCACGUUGCCGACGCCAACGAUGAGCAAGCUCACUCCGAUGUCGACGAUGAAAUGGUCGCUGUUGGUGCUGAUAGUCACGCACUGGACGUUGAGGACCUCGAUGAAAACAUGGAGCGCGAGGAGGAAGGGGCGUCUGAGCAUGAUUUUACCGAGGAACCCCUUGAUGCGAAUGCGGACAGUCAAGGUCCCAUGGAGGAAAGCGAGGAACAGGAGGAUGCAGUGGACGAGAUCCAUGAGAUCCAUUCCAUUCCGGAUGCGCAGGAGCACGCCGACGAAGAACAAGCUAUGCGAAACCUGAAUGAGGAAAUAGACCGCGAAAUGGAAGACGAUCGCACACUCGACGGGUCUAAUUUCUUGCUGCGUCCAAGCCUCUUCCAAGGUCUUGAGGAUGUCUUCACUGAUAGUGCUACCCAGGGACACGGUGAAGAUCGCUCGGAGGAUCAUACCAUUCGCUCGAACCACGCUGAAGACUCUUUCAUCCCCCCGACUCAGGAUCAAGACAGUUCAAGCUCGGAAUCCGAUUUCGAUGAUGAACCUACCCUCGUUUGUGAAGCGAGCGGACAGGUCGUGGCGCCGCCGGUUUCGCCUUACGAAGUCCAGGAAUCCGCCAGCCCAUCUUUCCAGGCCCCUGCCGAGAUGCCUCCGGCCCCGUCUCCUCCGAUGACCGGCGAGUAUCGCGAUACUCUUGAUGACAUGGACAUGACCACCAAUACAGACCUUUCUACGGAGUUGGAUUACACUGGCGGUUUCGACUAUCCCCAGUCACCGACUAAGGCCCAGACACCCCGGCGCUUAGGUCAACGGCGGUCGCUCUUGGGUGGGCCUCGUUUCACCCCCUUGGCACAGCAGCUUGGCCAGUGGAAGGCAAGCAGCCCGGCGAAAUCUCAGCCCCGACGUCCCAAGAGAGGUGUUUUCUCCCUGGGUCCGAAGCAAUCUAGUGAUGUCAGCGCCGCAGGCGUGCUCUCGCCUGCUAUCUCUUCUAGUCCGCAAAACCUUCCCGAACAGCCAUCUCCUGCUGGCUCUUUCAAAAUCCACGAAGAUCCGACUGAAGAGCCCCUUGCUGCGGAAUCCGAGACACCGGUUGGUUCACCGGCCCGGGCCGACCAUUUUCCAAGCAGAAGCCCUGCCCUCAGCGAAAGGGAUGAAAUCGAUUGUAUCUCGGUUGUCCCAGAAAGCCCAGUCCAUCCCGCGCCUACCCACGAGGAAUCCGACGACGAGAAGGAGAAUGACGUCCGUCCUCCUAUGACGCCUGCGAAGAAAGCCAUCAACCCGAUGCAGACGUUCCAUACUGUGUCCAAAGUGCCUCUCAAGGCUGAAGGCCAGGUCUCGCCCCUGAAGGUAUCUCGCAAGAGGGGCCUCUCGUUAUCACCAGUCCACUCCAGACCCCGCAAGUCGAUCUUCAUGCCGUCGCCAUCUCGCAAAUCCCCACGGCUUCAACGCCCCACGACCCCCCAGCGCCCCAGGCAAUCACUCAGCCAUGGCCAAACUCCCAACGCGGGCAGCCAACAACGCAGACGCUCCACCGCACCAGCAGCCUCACCAACCCCAGUGAAGAACACCCGCCCAGCUCCCAGCCCCGCCAAAACGCCCCUCCGCGGCGGAACCGACUCCUAUAGCCAGGUCCUCAACGGCGCAGUCGUCUACGUAAACGUGCACACCACCGAAGGCGAAGACGCCAGCGGCAUCUUCGUCGAGCUGCUUCAGCAGAUGGGCGCACGAUGCAUCAAGAGCUGGUCUUGGAAUCCUAGCGCACGUGCGAGCACGUCUCCGGACGGGGAGUCCGAGACGAAGAUUGGGAAGGUCGGCAUUACGCACGUUGUGUUUAAGGAUGGGGGCGUACGUACCCUGGAGAAGGUGAGGCAGGCUAGGGGGUUGGUAAAGUGUGUGGGAGUUGGGUGGGUUCUAGACUGCGAGAGAGAAAACCGCUGGGUCGAAGAAAGCCACUACGCGGUCGACAGCUCGAUCAUCCCCCGGGGCGGCGCCAAACGCAGAAAGAGUAUGGAACCGCGCGCCCUAAGCAACAUGAACGGCACCCUCGUCAAGUCCAACCCCAGCAGCAGCAGCAGCAGCCGCAAAUCCGGCGCCGUCGAAGACUUCAUGCGCCAGACGCCUCCCCCCAGCGAAUCCCCGGACCUCACCCCCCAAACCCGCCGCUACGAGUCCAGCCACGCAGAGCCAGACCAAAGCUACUGCCAGACGCCCAAGACGCCAGGCUCCAGACCCUACGACUUCAACUUCGACGCUAUCGGCAUGUCCCCGGCAACGCCAUACUACCUCUCCCAGCGCUCGCGUCUCGUUCAGCAGACGUGUCCGCCUAAACAAACUCACCAGGGUCUGUUCGGGACGCCGUCGCGUGCGGAAUCAGAUGAGGUGGAGCCGUCUUGGAAGCUAAAAGCGAAACUAGAUGCGGCCCGACGGAAGAGUUUAGCGUUUAAGCCGCGGGUGGGGAGUCCUUUGGUUGAUUUAUAGGGCAAUGUGAUGUAAUUAGAUUUCUUUUCUUUUUGUUUCUGUCUUCUUUGACAUCUACGAUUUAGUUCUUUGGGUGCCUGAGGCAGGAAUUGCAUUAUUGGUGUGUUUGGAUUGGAGAUGGAGUUUAUGUGAAUUGAAUUCGGAUGGGAUUUCUGAUAGGUUGGGACUGUUUAUUCGAUUUGUUUUCAUUC